This is a messenger RNA of Lactuca saligna, 339 nucleotides long. The record is from the annotation of a GenBank genome assembly. NCBI's taxonomy places the organism in Eukaryota, Viridiplantae, Streptophyta, Magnoliopsida, Asterales, Asteraceae.
AUGGGUGAGGAAGCUGAUGUGGUUGAGGAAGUUGUUGUGGUUGAGGAAGUUGUUCAAGAUGAGGAGGCUAGGGAGCUUGAUCCUGUUAUCCAAGUUGAUAAUGUAAAUGUUCAAGAGGUUGAUGAGGUUAAUCCUAAUGCCCAAGUUGAUAAUGGUAAUGUUCAGGAGGUUGCUCCUGUUGUCCAAGUUCAGCAGGUUAGUGUUAGGCCAAUUUCAGAUAUUUUGAAGAGGAUAAGGAAAAAAAAGUCAGAGAGAAUAUUGAAGCUGAAAUUAGGCAAAACAAUUGGUGGUGUUGAUGAUCCAGGAAAUUCGAAGGGAAAAGCUCUUGUAAUUGAUUAG